UUUGACGUGGAGGAUGUUCUGUCUCAGCUGAGCCAAAAUGAGAAGAUUGCUCUCUUGUCCGGCAUUGAUUUCUGGCAUACUUAUCCCAUACCAAAGUACAACGUCCCUUCAGUCCGCCUAACGGACGGUCCUAACGGCAUACGAGGCACAAAGUUUUUUGCUGGCAUUCCUGCUGCCUGCCUGCCAUGUGGGACGGCCCUGGCCUCUACCUGGGAUAAGCAGCUGCUGAAGAAGGCUGGGAAGCUGCUCGGUGAUGAGUGCAUCGCAAAAGGCGCCCACUGCUGGCUGGGCCCAACAAUCAAUACUCCCCGAUCUCCUCUGGGGGGGCGCGGCUUCGAGUCAUUUUCGGAAGAUCCGUACCUGUCCGGCAUCCUUGCUGCAUCUAUGAUUCUCGGCUGUGAAAGCACAGGUGUCAUCUCUGCCGUCAAACACUUUGUCGCCAACGACCAGGAGCACGAGCGGCGAGCGGUCGACUGUCUCAUCACCCAGCGGGCUCUCCGGGAGGUCUAUCUGCGACCCUUCCAGAUCGUAGCCCGAGAUGCAAGGCCCGGCGCAUUGAUGACAUCCUACAACAAGGUCAAUGGCAAGCACGUCGCUGACAGCGCCGAGUUCCUUCAGGGCAUUCUCCGGACUGAGUGGAAUUGGGAUCCUCUCAUUGUCAGCGACUGGUACGGCACCUACACCACUAUUGAUGCCAUCAAAGCCGGCCUUGAUCUCGAGAUGCCGGGCGUUUCACGAUAUCGCGGCAAAUACAUCGAGUCUGCUCUGCAGGCCCGUUUGCUGAAGCAGUCCACUAUCGAUGAGCGCGCUCGCCGCGUGCUCAGGUUCGCCCAGAAGGCCAGCCAUCUCAAGGUCUCCGAGGUAGAGCAAGGCCGUGACUUCCCAGAGGAUCGCGUCCUCAACCGUCAGAUCUGCGGCAGCAGCAUUGUCCUACUGAAGAAUGAGAACUCCAUCUUACCUCUCCCCAAGUCCGUCAAGAAGGUCGCCCUUGUUGGAUCCCACGUGCGUCUACCGGCUAUCUCGGGAGGAGGCAGCGCCUCUCUUGUCCCUUACUAUGCCAUAUCUCUAUACGAUGCCGUCUCUGAGGUACUAGCCGGUGCCACGAUCACGCACGAGGUCGGUGCCUAUGCCCACCAAAUGCUGCCCGUCAUCGACGCAAUGAUCAGCAACGCCGUAAUCCACUUCUACAACGACCCCAUCGAUGUCAAAGACAGAAAGCUCCUUGGCAGUGAGAACGUAUCGUCGACAUCGUUCCAGCUCAUGGAUUACAACAACAUCCCAACGCUCAACAAGGCCAUGUUCUGGGGUACUCUCGUGGGCGAGUUUAUCCCUACCGCCACGGGAAUUUGGGAAUUUGGCCUCAGUGUCUUUGGCACUGCCGACCUUUAUAUUGAUAAUGAGCUCGUGAUUGAAAAUACAACACAUCAGACGCGUGGUACCGCCUUUUUCGGAAAGGGAACGACGGAAAAAGUCGCUACCAGGAGGAUGGUGGCCGGCAGCACCUACAAGCUGCGUCUCGAGUUUGGGUCUGCCAACACGACCAAGAUGGAGACGACCGGUGUUGUCAACUUUGGCGGCGGUGCCGUACACCUGGGUGCCUGUCUCAAGGUCGACCCACAGGAGAUGAUUGCGCGGGCCGUCAAGGCCGCAGCCGAUGCCGACUACACCAUCAUCUGCACGGGACUCAGCGGCGAGUGGGAGUCUGAGGGUUUUGACCGGCCUCACAUGGACCUGCCCCCUGGUGUGGACACCAUGAUCUCGCAAGUUCUUGACGCCGCUCCCAAUGCUGUAGUCGUCAACCAGUCAGGCACCCCAGUGACAAUGAGCUGGGCUCAUAAAGCAAAGGCCAUUGUGCAGGCUUGGUAUGGUGGUAACGAGACAGGCCACGGAAUCUCCGAUGUGCUCUUUGGCAACGUCAACCCGUCGGGGAAACUCUCCCUAUCGUGGCCAGUCGAUGUGAAGCACAACCCAGCAUAUCUCAACUACGCCAGCGUUGGUGGACGGGUCUUGUAUGGCGAGGAUGUUUACGUUGGCUACAAGUUCUACGACAAAACGGAGAGGGAGGUUCUGUUUCCUUUUGGGCAUGGCCUGUCUUACGCUACCUUCAAGCUCCCAGAUUCUACCGUGAGGACGGUCCCCGAAACCUUCCACCCGGACCAGCCCACAGUAGCCAUUGUCAAGAUCAAGAACACGAGCAGUGUCCCGGGCGCCCAGGUCCUGCAGCUAUACAUUUCGGCCCCAAACUCGCCUACACAUCGCCCGGUCAAGGAGCUGCACGGAUUCGAAAAGGUGUAUCUUGAAGCUGGCGAGGAGAAGGAGGUACAAAUACCCAUUGACCAGUACGCUACUAGCUUCUGGGACGAGAUUGAGAGCAUGUGGAAGAGCGAGAGGGGCAUUUAUGAUGUGCUUGUAGGAUUCUCGAGUCAGGAAAUCUCGGGCAAGGGGAAGCUGAUUGUGCCUGAAACGCGAUUCUGGAUGGGGCUGUAG
Trichoderma reesei QM6a is the source of this 2487-nucleotide messenger RNA. Its product is annotated as glycoside hydrolase family 3. Gene Ontology annotation, biological process: glucan catabolic process. The transcript has 3 exons. Lineage: Eukaryota; Fungi; Ascomycota; Sordariomycetes; Hypocreales; Hypocreaceae. The record is from RefSeq and is a predicted model, not a curated record. The coding region runs from base 385 to 2487 and encodes 700 amino acids. Gene Ontology annotation, molecular function: beta-glucosidase activity.